This is a messenger RNA of Trichobilharzia szidati, 1713 nucleotides long. The record is from the annotation of a GenBank genome assembly. NCBI's taxonomy places the organism in Eukaryota, Metazoa, Platyhelminthes, Trematoda, Strigeidida, Schistosomatidae.
AUGUUUGCCUAUUCAAACUUGUUUCAUAUAAAGGAUUUCUCAGAUAAAUUAAAUGACAUUGUCAGGCACUAUGUGAAUAGUUUCGAUGAAGAAUUUGUCACUGCAACAAUUCAAGCUAUUGGACGAUGUGCUAGUAGUGUACCACAAAUAUCAGAUGUCUGUUUAGGUGGACUACUUCGAUUGAUGUCACGUCCAAAAGAGAAAAUUAUGGCAGAGUGUGUAGUUGUACUGAGAAAAUUAUUACAAAUGCAAACAACUGAUCAUAAAGAGAUUAUCACGCAUAUAGCACAAUUGGCGGAUACAAUGACAAUUCCUACAGCUUUAGCAUCAAUUCUCUGGUUACUAGGUGAAUUUAGUCAUCGUGUCCCAAAAAUUGCUCCUGAUAUCCUCCGGAAAAUGGCUAAAUCUUUUUCACAACAAGAAGCUGUUGUGAAAUUUCAGAUCAUUAAUUUAGCCGCGAAAUUGUGUAUUGUAAAUCCACGUCAAACGCAUAUUCUAGCUCAGUAUGUAUUUAACUUGGCUAAAUAUGAUACCAAUUAUGAUAUACGGGAUAAAGCACGUUUCUUAAGAGGAUUAUUAUUUCCACAAAUUAUAACCAAUCCCAAUGUAAAUGGAGAUGGUGCAUCAGUUAACAGUAAUCAGAAGAGUUCAGUUAAAUCAGGCAGUAAUAAUACAAAUAACAAUAGUAGUAAUAAUAAUUUGUACUUAUCAAAACAUCUUCGUAAAAUCUGUUUGGCUACUAAACCAGCGCCAAUAAUUAAAUCACAAUUUGAAGAUAAAUCCAACUAUCGAUUAGGUACAUUAUCGCAUAUACUUCAUCGUCGUGUAUCUGGUUAUCGAGAUCUCUCAGACUGGCCAAUAGUACCACCAGAUCCAUGGUCACGUGUUGUUGUUACACCGACCGUUUCGAAAGUGAAUGAUAAUGAUAACGACAUCUCAGGGAUGAAUUCACCAAGAUCACUUAACACUAAUCAUAGUAGUAAUAACAAUAAUAAUAGUAAUAAUAAUACAAAUACAAAUAUAUUUGAUGAACACCGGCAAAAGCGGCAACAAAAAACUGAUCGUUUCGGUAAUCUAUCGUUGGAUGACUUCUUCUCAGAGACAGAAGAUGAUGAUGAUGACGAUGAGGGGGAGGAGCAGGAGGAGGAUGAUGAGAACAAGGUGGUUGAUGGCGAUGAGGAAGGGGACGAGUCUACGACUGCAGAAAGAAAAGUGAAGAAGAGAAAAGCUAAAGAUGCUUUGUCGUCAUUUUACGAUGACGAUGAAGAAGUUGCUUCCGAUGAGGAAUUCACCAGUAACGAUGAAGAGAAUGCCGACGACAACAGUGGAACAGAAGAGGAAGAGGAAGCCAUGAGGAUGAUGACUCUGAUUCUGACUUCGAUUUAGAAUAUUUAAUUCGAUCAAAACAACUGACGAAUACGCAAAACUCCUUGAAAGAACAAACAUCACCAUCACCACCGUCAGCCUUGAAUUUAAAAACGGCUAACACGCCUAGCAACGGUGAUAAUUCCAACAGUUUACGAGAAGGUAAUGCUUCUCUCUCACAGAAGCUGGAUAAUGAAUUACAAAGCAUAUCAAUGAAACAAGAUUUAAACAGUUGGUUAAAUGCUCAAUCUUCAUCGAGUGAUUCCAGCGAUAAUGAUGAUGAUAAUGAUGGUGGUGGUGACAUAACAGCUGGAAUAGAUGACAGUGGUGAGAAGAAGAUUACUGAAC